ACAGAAACAACAACAUCAACGAAGAUGGCUUGUCCAUUUCUCUCCGAUCCCAUCGAUAUUGGGGCACAAAUAAUUCGAAAUGCCUUACGCGGAGAGAGACUUGUCCAACCACAAUUAGAUUUGCUGGCAUUCCCAGAGGAAAUUCUCAUCGAACGAUAUCACUUUUCAUCCAACUCGAUUCUAUAUCUCCAUAGUCUUUUGCGCCCGUACAUCUCCAAUCUCACGCACCGCGGCGGUGCGCUAACGUCGAUGCAAAUUUUGUGCAUCGGACUACGUUUUUUCGCCCACGGGAGUUUUCUGUACAAUAUCGGUGGUGCAGAAAAUAUCGGAAAAUCGACAGUGUGUCGGGCGGUCAGAAAAGUUACCCUCGCCCUCAAACGUGUGUUACCUGUUAUGGUGGUCUUCCCUGGGCACAAACCUGUGGAAGUGAUCAAAGAAGAAUUCCAGAGGAUUGCAGGUUUUCCAAAUGUGAUUGGAUGUGUGGAUGCAACACACAUACCCAUCACUCCUCCAGCACAAAAUGAACGGGACUAUCUCAACCAAAAGUCUUUUCACAGCAUCAAUGUCCAGAUCAUAUGUGACGCAUCCUACAAAAUCACCAACCUGGAAGCCAGGUGGCCCGGCUCAGUUGAUGACUCUCAUAUCUACGAAGAGUGUAGUGUGUACAACAAAUUUGCACAUGGACAUUUUGAUGGCUACCUCCUGGGUGACGUCGGCUAUCAAUGCCAGCCCACGUUGAUCACCCCUUACCCUGACCCCGAGCCUGGUCCCCAGCAACGUUUUAACGAAGCCCACAGCAGAACAAGAGCCCGGAUCGGUAUGACCAUAAACAUGCUCAAAUCCCGGUUCCAGUGCCUGCAAAAACUCAGGGUGACUCCAGAACGGGCGUGUGACAUCAUUGUGGCAUGUGUUGUUCUCCAUAACAUUGCUACUAAUAGAGGAGAGGAAUACCCUGUUCUACAAAUGAUUGACACAGAGGAGGAGUAUCCAUUCUACUUUGAAGAUCUUAAAGAUGGAAUGGCUGCCAGGGAUCGCAUUUGCAGGAAUUGCUUUUCUGAUGAACAGACAGUCAAAUAAAAACAGAUUCAACUCCCUAACUGUUUAAAAUGAUGCUUAACGUGAAGCAUGGUGGUGUAGCAUCACUCUGGAGAUAUUUGUCAGCAGCAGGAAGUAUGAAACUGAUCAGAAACCUGCUCUAGGGCGCUCUCAAAUUGAAACUGGGAUGACAGUUCAUCUUUCUCCAGGAAUGCAACCCUAAGCACACAAGAUGUCAAAUGGGUUGGCUUUAGGAUAGCCCUGAUGGGUUUGCUUGGGGAGUGGAGUCAGAACCCAGACAUUUAUUCAAUAGAACAUCUUUGGUUGGAUUUGAAACCGGCUGUGCACUGACGUUUCCCGUCAAACUUGAUGUAACUUCAGAGGUGCUGCAAAGAAGAAUAGGCGAAGUAUUGAGUAAAAAAUGUCCCAAAUACUUACAGUGUGUACAUAGUACUACAUAUCAUUUCUAGGUUUUCAAAAAAGUUGUACAUAUUGGAAUGCCCAUAUAUUCAUGUGCCUUUAAGAAGCCAGGGUGUGGUUAGGUGGCCAACAUGAAGUGCAAUUUGUGCUACAGACCAUCAUAUAAUACUGCCAAUACACCAACCUCAGCUGCCGCUCUAGUAAUUGAAUUUCCAGGUCCGCUUUUCUAAUCUGUCGAUCCAAGAACACCAUUUCUUUGUCUGUUUUAGCAAUCUUUCUCAGGAGGUGGACUCUGUAUAAAUCUGUAACCGCUGACUAAAAAACACAAGAAUGAUAUUUUAAUUCUACAAAAUCACAGCAACAAUUUACAAAAAAAAAAAUCUCACUGUGUCAAGCUGCACUGUGGAGUCCGAAGGACCCUCUACCUGUUCUCCGCCAGUCACUCUCUGUUAGAAAGAACAAUGAUGUGUAAGUUGUUUUCAUCAACUAUUGCUGCCACUUAAUCAACUAUCAAAAAACUAAUUAACAAUUUUAUCAUCAUUAUUAUUCUCAACCACGCAUAAAGUAAAUAUAGCGUAAAGUAACUCAUAAUUCAAUAAAUUUAUUGGUUUGCUAUUGAUGGCGAUCUAAUCCAUUUGAACUGGAACGGUUAGCAGUGAACGAUUAUGUUUAAGUGCUACUGGCGCCAAUAGACGUCCAAUCCACCGAGCAAAUGACCGCUGCUAGCCCUUCGAUUUAAAUUUUUUUAUUGCUGUCAACAAGUGUAUUACACGUUAAAGUUACCAAGCUGAAUGUAACAAUAUUGUUUGUACCUGGAACUGUACUUCUGUUGGCCUUUCUGGUUCGCUAUCCGUGGCAGAAAACGCUACGUUUUCAUCUUUCUGUGAUACAAAAGAGGAUACUGUCAACAUUCAUCCUUUAUAGAAUAGGAGCGUAUUCCAGCUAACAAUGAGCAUUAAGUGGGGUGGUUGCCAGCCAAUCCAGCCCACCAUGCAUGUUUUGCAAAACCAGAGAAAACCCACACAGGAAUGGGGAGAACAUGCAAAGUUCACACAGGUGGGCCGCAGCCGGAGAUUAAAUCCUUGAUCUUAGAACUGUGAGUCAGAAUGGCUAUCUACUCAUCACCGCCCAGUGUCAUUAUAUGUACUUGUAGGGAAUUGAACUGAAACAGACUUUUUUGGUUAAAACGAUGUUAAAAACCUUCAAAUCUGCUUAUCUAACCACACCAUUUUGGUUCAUCUAAGCCACCUAGUUUCCUCUACAUUUUGCUUCCUCUCAUGAGAGAGCGCCGUCUUAACAAGAACAACAACAGCAGCCAUGGCUACUGCCGAUUCUGCUAAUUUUGCCUAACCAACUUUGGACACAAAUUGGAUAAUGCCAUGAGUAAGUGUAUUAUCUAAUGAUGUACUUAAAAGUAUAAAAUGUGUGUGUGUCUGUCCCUCUGUUUCGUUUUCCUGUCAAGAUUGCUGCUCCUAGAUUACAGAAACUAAAAGCAUGCCAUGUUAUUUAUUUUUUUGUUCACAAACCCUAGCAAAAAGUAU
Messenger RNA from Corythoichthys intestinalis (scribbled pipefish), 2996 nucleotides. Its product is annotated as putative nuclease HARBI1. The coding region runs from base 25 to 1077 and encodes 350 amino acids. Lineage: Eukaryota; Metazoa; Chordata; Actinopteri; Syngnathiformes; Syngnathidae. The transcript is spliced from 4 exons. The record is from RefSeq and is a predicted model, not a curated record.